This is a messenger RNA of Coregonus sp. 'balchen', 2979 nucleotides long. The record is from the annotation of a GenBank genome assembly. Lineage: Eukaryota; Metazoa; Chordata; Actinopteri; Salmoniformes; Salmonidae.
GGCCCGCGGAAAUGGGCGAGCAUAAUCUUCUUAAUCCCGGGUUUGUGGGACCUUUGGUAAACAUCCACACUGGAGACACUUUUUACUUUCCGAAUUUCAGAGCCUCGGGGGGACAACUGGCGGGGCUGCCAUCUCUCCCCUACCCGAGAAGGGACAAUGUUUGCUCCCUCCCGUGGAACCCAUCGGAGCCGUGCAAUGGAUACUCUCAAUCCUACUUUAGCAGCCCCGUAUCUAUUAACCCUUCUUUCAACCGGUCGUGUGAAAUUACUCGACCGGAGGAGGGUAAAUGUUAUUAUAGCAACGGCAGCGCAAGCAGCAGAGAGAACUGUUCCGGGGGUGGCGGGAGCAGCCUAAAACGAGAGGAUAGAGUGAGGGACACAUCAUCAUCCAUAACAUCUGAUCACGGUAUGCACACUGGCAUGGGCAGCAACAACAGUGGUGCCUUUUCCAAGUAUGAUUAUGGGACCGAGCAACUCACUCAAGACCCGCAGUCCUGCCUAUCUCUGGAAUCCGAUUCCAACUCCUCGCCUCUCAAUGAGGGCAGCAAACCGUCCUCCAGCGACCCUCAGACCCUGGUGUCACCGGGAAACCACACCGUCCACUCGGGCAACAUAGCUGCAGGCGGAGGUGGGUCCCAUUCUCAUUCAUCCAGACACUGUUAUAUGAUAUUAGCAAUCCCAAAGAUGCUUGUUAAUUAUCAAAUGAAUCGUACUAGUUCAGCAUAGGCAGGGAUUUGUUGUAGGCUAAGAAUUCGUUAUCAUGAUGCUCAUCACAUUGUUUUGAUUUUUGCCUGCAGGCGACUUGACAUGCGUGUUGUACAAACGCUUCUAGGGGUUGCUAUACAAUGUUACAUCAUGCUACAAGUGUUUGUGUACUGUUAUUGAUAGAACCAACUAGGAGUCUAUAGACCGCAGACCAUUUUAGGCCACGGUCUCACGUCUUACUGCCACUGCAUGUGUCUCAGAGUCAGAGAUAAAUAAUUCUGAAUAACCUUAUCCAUGUGAAUGUAUCAGUUCGGUCUAUUUGGAUCAGAUAGCUUGUUAGAACAUGUCUAUUACGCACAGAUUACGCACACAAAUGAGUGCAGUGAUUUAAAGAGGUAAUGCGCUGUGGAUGACUGCAUCGAAUAGAGAGGGAUUUCGUUUUAAUGACUCGUAAACGGAAUUAAUAUAUGUCGCUGUGUACUAUAAGGAGUCGUUUAAUAUGGCUGGAAACUGGUAAAUAAGUAGGGGUAUUUGCAAGGAAACAUUUAUGCCUAAUUAUCGCGUUAAUGUAGAUUUAACUGCAUCAGGAAAACUGCAUGUGACACAAACUACUGUAAAUUAGUGGUCCCUUUGACUUAAUGUACAAACACGAAAAGAAGGAAACAGACAAUUCCAGCUGCUGCUUCUGAACAAACAUGCCCCAUGUCAUUGAAUGAGAUUCAGACUGAGUCUAAGGUCUACAUAGACUGCAGACCAAAACAAGUCAAGUGUAACACAACACGUUGUGUGUAUGUGCACAGCACAGGAAGUCACAUUGUAAGGAGAGUAUAGCCUCGCCUUGGAGGUGACGGUGAGCUUAAAUUGUAGCCCUAACUGUUGUGACUUAUCCAUCCGUUGUAUGCCCCCUCCAGGUGCCCCGUGGUACCCGAUGCACAGCCGGACCCGAAAGAAACGCAAGCCCUACUCCAAGCUCCAACUGGCCGAACUGGAGGGCGAGUUCAUGCUGAAUGAGUUCAUCACCAGACAGCGGCGGAGGGAGCUCUCUGACCGCCUCAACCUCAGCGACCAACAGGUUAAAAUCUGGUUCCAGAACCGGCGUAUGAAGAAGAAGAGACUGAUGAUGAGGGAGCAAGCUUUGUCCUUCUUUUAGAUUUAGUAGAGAGGCAGCAGCAUACGGAGACUCGAUUGAUAGGCAGUAUUUAUCCUGUCUGCAAUUGCUAUAAAUGCAUGCAAGCACCUAGCCUAAAUCUCCAUCACACAGGAGGUACAAAAUGUUCAGGAAACUGUUUAAGGUGUAGGCCCCAAAGAAAACGAUCAAGUGAUACUGCUGCCAUAACUUAGAAUCUCUGCAGAGUUAUGCCAGAUAGUACUGCCUGUAUAGUGUUAUGGUAAAACACUUAUACGGACGUUUAUAAACUGUGAGAUGAUAUUCUUGCGUCCCCCGCCGGAUAGGCCUAAAGGAUGGAAUUAGUGCAUGGUGUCCUAGACUCUAGUAAGUUCCCAAGCCCUUAAAAAUGAAUAAUUUAUUCUGAUAAAUGACUUAUAACCGCGUAAUAAUCCUUAUUAGUCAUAUGGCCAGUAAAUAUGAAUUUGAAAACUAAAUGAACUAAAUGAAAAGCAAUAUAGCCUAAUAAAUAAAUGAGGCCAGAUUGAGAGAUGAACCUGUAAUCAGGCCAAUUCUCCAAUGUAGGCCUAAAUGAAUCCCCUUUAGGCGCAUUCAUUGUCACUGACAGUGAGGACAUUUCCAGUUGUUUAAUAUCUCCCAAAGUUCACGUGUAAUUGAUGCAGAACACAAUACCCUUAUCUACUUUUCGUAGUCUCCACCACGUGUUUGGGCACAUGUUUGGUCACGUUCACUGUCACCGGCACCGAUUCAGACUCCAAGCCGCACAAAAUCCAUGCCAACCUCUUUAUGGCUGCAGCGCAUUUAACUAUUAUUUGCCAUGAAUUCGUUCAUGUGCUGACAACCUUUUCGAGAUAUUUUCAUAUUUUUUUCAUUGCCUCUCUCCUCAUCUCCCCCCUCUGAGCCAACCGCCUCUGAAUAACUUUAGCGUUCACUCUUAGAAAAAAAGGAUCCAUAAGGGUUAUUCGGCUGUCUCCAUAGCAUAGGGGACUGAAAAAGUCUAAACGAUCCUUGGGACGUCCCAACUCUGACGUCACCCCGUUGAAGUCGACAUUUAAAAACGGUUAAGGUAAGGUUUAAGGUUAUAGUUAGGGUUAGGUAAGGGUUAUGAUUGAGGUAAGGUUAAGGGUUAACCUUUUACUGCAGUGGGCU